Molecule: messenger RNA, 2120 nt
Organism: Physcomitrium patens
Lineage: Eukaryota; Viridiplantae; Streptophyta; Bryopsida; Funariales; Funariaceae
Source: RefSeq, a predicted model, not a curated record
CAUGAUCUUAGUCUCCGUCGUAGGUCUGGGUCCUGGUCUCGAUAUUGGUCUUUGUCUGUUGAGAAGUUAUUGUUCCAUCAUCUUUCCGUCGUCAUAAUCUCUUGAAGUGGUGUUGCGUGGCUCUAUCUCGAAGCGCUCAAUCUUCCUUCGACGCUAUCCUUCUACCUCUCUCACUUGUUCUUAUCCAUCUUGCUUGCGUACCUGUAGCUUUUCUGAGCAACAUCAAUUCUUGAAUUCUCUUACAUUUUUCUGCUCCGUGUUUCUUCUCCGUGACUUGCUCCACUCCUGCCCUGCAACACCCCCCGCCUGCUUCGCCUUCUUCUCUUCUUGAGGUGUAUUAGAACCCCACCCUUGUUUUUCUGCCUUCCCUCUGCAUCAGCUCCCGCAUCCUUUCUCCAAUUUGUUGGGUACAUUGGGUGACCUUGACUCAUCUGUCGGCAUAUGUUCACUCCAUCGUGUGUUUGGGUCAUCUUCUACCAUAAUUGCCUACAGAGUUCAUGCUCUUUUGUUAUUCGAUUGGGUAAUUUGAUUUGAUUUGAUUUGAUUUAUUUAUUUAUUUAUUUAUUUAUUUAUUUUGGUUUGAAUCGCCCACCCAACAAUUUCCUGAGAUACACAUGCGGGAUAUACACUAUACAGUGCGAUAUACAUGUGCACGGCGACCAUUUCACUUACGCCUGUUCGUAUUUCAUCCUCCCGUUUAUGGUGGUUGGCCCUUCUCCCUGUCUUGGCUUUCGCCAAGUAUUGCACGUUUCACCAUUUGAGUGUCUUCCUUGCUUUGCUGUAUGAAUUUGCAAGUUAUGAAUCUCUUACAGUAGCUAAGGCGAUUCCGUAGUGACACAGACAUGCAAACUGCACAAUCCAGAUGCUUCAAACUGUCAUUGAAAUAGUGUGCGACGACGAACGGCUCCAGCCCUCUUGAUGAAUCCUGAUUUUACUCCGAGAACUUCAAUUUGAGGGAGUGCUCACGAUUACGGACCACAAACUGCACACAUGUCUCAAACGCGGCGAACGAUGUUCUUGCCAGGUCCCAGAAGGUCCUCCACGACUUUAUCGUACAUGCGAAGAAUUGGGCGAGUAGGCUGCGACGUGCAGCAUAUCCUCGUUCCUUUUCGCGCCCUUCAACGGCAAUUUCAGUGCUUAACGAACCAGGUGGCACUGUCCUACUGUGAAACUAUUUCGACCCAGCCCGUUGUUCUGUACACUUUAUGUUGGACUCUGUUGCUUGCGGCCAUCGUAACGAUCACAGCACUAAGCUUAGAAAUGGGAUUCAGCGCCAGCCUUUCUCCAUCCAUGGAAGUCGUACAACAAUGUUCAAAGGAUAUCAAUAAAGCAACCUUAGCCUGUCAGCAAUGCUCCCGACUACCACUUGACGGUCCUAGUGACCUCCUUUGUGUCCCGGCAAAUCUCUUCCGGAAAACAAGAAUGGAUUUUGCGGUGCCUCCGAUAUUCGCUGGCCUCGUUGUUGCUGCCUCAGCUUUGUUUGUACAGGGCAUGGGCCUGUGGGAUUACUAGACCGUGACGGGCACCUGCUCUUUUGAAUCAACCAACACUGGCUCCUGGAUGGGUUGAGAAGUCCAAGAGAGCUGACUCAUUUAAUGGAUGCGUUCGAACGUUUUGCUGGAGCCACUUUAAAGCUUCCGUCACUUUUAUUGGAUGCGAUACAAGAGAACAUCGCCAGUGAUAGAAAUGGUUGCAGGUCAACUUGUUGCAACCAGAGUACUGUAUAUUUCGUAACAUCCAACAGCUGCGAACAUAGAUGACGAGGAAAUUAGGUGUAACGUGAAGGUUUUGAAGUAUGUUGUACAAAACUUAGAUUCCUGUUUGCAAUUCGCCUUCAUUUCUAGCAUGACCAAGGGAUUGGAAAUUUAGAACCCUGCGGUCCAUUUCUGUUUGUUAAGGAAAUCUCAAUGGCUAGUAUUCGACGUGAUUGAGUGCCAACAAUCACGUAUUAGAAAAUUAUACUUCGUCCCAUCAUAUCCAGCACCCUGGCUUUCCACAGAUAAACAUCUGAUGUGGCGAUCUCUGAGCGGGGCCUUGUACAUUGUCAUCGCUUAUUUGAGCAUUCCCCGAUUUGCGAAUAAAACAGGCCAAAAGCGUGUCGUGAUCAUCUUGCUAUUGCA